AGAAACUUUUGUCCCGGCAGCCAAUCAGAUGGCGGUGAACUCGGGAGAGAGAGGUUUCUGCGCGGAGCUCCCACUCAGCCCGUGCUGUCAGUCCCGGUUCCAGCCGCUGCCAGACCGAAUAGGAGCAGAGGCGGUCCUCCUGCUGCAUCGGCUCUACCGGAGGAUGACACUCGCUGUCACACGUUAAGGACGGAUCUUCAUUAUUACUUAAGUCAAAUUCUGAGCCGGGAUUCUCUCGCGGCAGCGGAUGGCUAGCAUUUCGUCUGGUUUUACAAGGGCGGUGAAGCGAUGGGAUAUAUAAGCGUAGGAAACUAAAAGUCGGGACACGCACCGACUGAAGAGGAAAAAAAAAAGGCUGACAGCCGAAUUUUCAUUUCCUUAAAAGACAGCAGCGACAUUCUAAAACACAAAACAAAAGGGGAACAGUUUUCAGCGGCCGCUUUGGGAAGGCGGCUCGUAUCAUUUCUACCAGUGACAAAGGAGGGGUGCAGCAGCCGCGAUCGAAUUUAUUUAUGGACACGGCGGGCACGAACUGCGAGGCGCGUUUUAAUUCGGAUGAGAUUGAUCGCUGGCGAAGCGGAGAGGGACGAGGGCCAAAGCAUUGUCUCCAUCAGAAGACGGGAUAGAUGCACUUUGCGUAGAGAAGCGCAGCCAACUGGGAUGCCACGCGCUCAUCCGACGCCACUGCCUAGGAAUACAGACACGCCGCAAAAAUAAAGGAUAUAAAAUAUACGCAGGGUCUUUGUUUCUCUAGACCCCCACCCCUCUACACCCCACCCCUCGAGAUUACCCCGUAGCACAAACUAAAUAGUCAGGCGCUGCCCUGCGAUCUCAAAUUGAGGAAGUGGAAAUAUUAGCGGGUUAGUCAUUAAGCAGCCGAGCAUUACCGAAUGCAAUUGGAAAUGUGCAGCUGGCCAGGGGGUGUAAUACAUUAGGGGAAGGCCUGCAAAUUUGAAAAAUAUAUUUUAAUAAGAAAAACAUUACGCAUCCAAUCAGCAGAAAAAUACAAGUGUACCCAUCUCUUGCGUCCUGGUUCAUAUUUCAUCCUACACGGAGAGAGGCACGGUCUAGGACAAAACGGUGCUCGUAACAAGGCAGCGGAGAACUACCCCCCCAACCCCCACCCCCUUUUCGUCUGUUGAAUUCAGCCGAGAGCAGAGAGAGAGAGACAGAGGGAGAGAGAGAGAAAGAGAGAGAGAGGGGGUCCAGGGAACGAAAUCCGGGACGGAUCAAAGAAAAGGCAUAAAGAAGCACGUUUUGAUUCGAGUGCCUUUCAAGUGGAAUACAUUGGGACAGUCCUCAGUGUAAAAUCCUCAGACUGGUCACGCACGUCGGAUGAGGGGCUGAUAUAAAAAAAGAGCAAGCUGCACCCGAUUGUCUCACUUGGUGGGAUUCCGGAUGAACUGAAUGUUAAUAAGGGGGUACGGCAUUAAGUGCGGAGAGAUUUAUUAAAGCGGUACCCGCUGAUCCGAUCACACCCCCUAUAUCCCCUUCUUUUUUAUCCUGCUCCAGUGGCUGAUAGGUGAUACAUCUUGGUGUUAAUUUUAUUGUAUGACCAAUAAUAGGCGAACAGGUGCAAAGUGUAGCACAAGCACGAAAAGGAAGCACGAGGAAGAACGUUUCGGGCCCCCAUUUGGGAUCAUGGAGGGCGAUCGGGACAUGUAUCGGCAGUUUCAAGACUGGUGUCUCAGGACAUACGGCGAUUCGGGGAAGACGAAGACAGUGACCCGUAAAAAAUACGACCGGAUCGUGCAACUGCUCAACGGGUCGGAAUCCAGCUCCACGGACAACGCCAAGUUUAAAUUCUGGGUCAAGUCUAAAGGUUUCCAGCUUGGGCUUCCAGAGGAUAUCAGCGGAGGGGAGAAGCAAGUGCUGUACGUGCCAGUUAAAACCACGGAUGGUGUUGGAAUUGAUGAAAAGGUCUCCUUGAGGCAAGUUGCUGUAGUUGAAGACUUCUUUGACAUAAUUUAUUCCAUGCAUGUGGAAAAUGGAACAAAUGGAGAAAAGACGAGGAAACAUGCUGGACAAAAGAGAACAUAUAAGGCAAUUUCUGAGACCUAUGCCUUCCUACCAAGAGAAGCAGUGACACGUUUCCUAAUGAGCUGCUCUGAAUGCCAGAAGAGAAUGCAUUUAAAUCCAGAUGGGGCAGAUCAUAAAGAGAAUGGCAAGCCGCCCACUUUGGUGACCAGCAUGAUUGAUUACAACAUGCCCAUUACAAUGGCCUAUAUGAAGCACAUGAAGCUGCAGUUGCUGAACUCUCGCAACGAUGAGGAAGACAGCUCUUUGGAUAGUGAUGAGUUUGAUAUGAGUGACUCAACGCGGAUGUCAGCAGUGAACUCUGACCUUAGUUCUAACCUUGAGGAGAGAAUGAAUAGCCCUCAGAAUCUUCACAAUCAACAUGAUGAUGAUUCAGCUGCAGACAGCAUAAAUGGAAAUGAAACUAUGGCGUAUAACUCCAGCCUUACAAGAAGCAGCAAUGGGAGAGAGAUGGCGGAUGUUAAUAGCAACUGCAAAGGGACAUCGGAGCAAGACCAGCAGCCUUUGAACCUGAGUGACGGCUUGUUGACUUCUGAGUCCCACACAGAAAACCACACUGCCAAUGGCAGAAGCAAAUACAAAAACCUUCUACUCCCUGACCUGAAAACUGACCCCAAGGAAAAUGGAAGCAAGUCACCAGCACACAGCUACUCCAGUUGUGACUCAGGCAAGAACGAGAGUGUAGGGGGUGGAGCAGAAGACCUGUCUCUGACUCGUGGCGAUGAUGACGAUGAAGACUCUGAGAAGGCAAUGGAAGUCGAGGGAGUAGAGGCAGAACGGCUUAAAGCGUUUAAUAUGUUUGUCAGGCUGUUUGUAGAUGAAAACUUGGACCGCAUGGUCCCAAUAUCUAAGCAGCCCAAAGAAAAGAUCCAGGCUAUCAUUGACUCAUGUAGGCGACAAUUCCCUGAGUAUCAGGAACGCGCCCGGAAACGUAUUCGCACUUACCUGAAGUCCUGCAGGAGGAUGAAAAGAAAUGGUUUUGACGCGUCCCGACCUAUUCCUUCACACCUCACUUCAGCGGCAGCAGAGAACAUUUUGGCCUCAGCUUGCGAGAGUGAAAGCAGAAAUGCCGCAAAGAGGAUGCGUCUCGAAAGACCACAGGAUGAAUCUGCUUCUACUGAGAAACAGUAUAAACAAGAACCAGGCGAGGUCACUUUCCCGGUAUCAGCUGUUUCUUCUGCGCAGGAGGUGUUGUACAUCAAUGGUAAUGGAACCUACAGUUGCCAUAGUUACGGCGGGUUAGGGGGAGGACUGCUGAACCUCAAUGAAGCAUCUAGCAGUGGACCUACUGAUCUAAGUAUGAAGAGAACAACGGCACAGAAUUCAGGCCCCUCCAGCAGUUCAAGUUCCAGACCUCAGCUGAACGUCACUGAAAUCAAUGCAGUCAGGCAGCUUAUUGCUGGCUACAGAGAGUCAGCUGCAUUUCUCCUUCGCUCCGCUGAUGAACUUGAAAACCUGAUCUUACAGCAAAACUGAUCCCAAUGACCUCUGGACAGCACCACAUGAAGCAAAGACGGCUUCCUGUGAAGGGAAUUUGGCUUAUUUUUCUCGAUGCCUCUUCAUUGCACUGUAUCUGCUUAUGAAAACCCCUUUUUUUGGCUGCCAUAGAAAUAAUGUUGACCUUACACCCAAGCGCCCCCUUCCUCUGCAGUGUCAAAGAACACUGGCUGCUUUGAAUCAUUGACCUCUGGUAUUUCACAAGGUACCUCACCGCUUACGGAGUUACUUGCUUGAACUAUCAUUUAUCGGCAAAUCAAACUGAUUCAAAAAAAAAAAAAAAUUAACAAAUGCAAUGGACUUUUGUUUUGAUUGCUGUACUUUUUAUUAUUUGUUCUAUUGUCCGGAUUGAUUUUUUUCUUGUCUUAGGUGAAUGGGAUAAGAAUUUAAAUGAUAAUGUGAAUUAUGAAAUGAUCUGAUAUGGACAUGCAAUAUUAUUGCAGGGUGCUACUGACUGUUUUCUUAGACCUUUAACUGGAUAAUGAAACUUUUUAUAUAACAGUGUUUUAUUGCGUUAUUGUACAGUAGUGAUAAUGUGGGACCAACUAUGUGAAAAUCAAUCUUUUACUUAACCCUUUAAGGGCCGCUAUUUCUCAUAUGGUAGCUUUUCCAGCACAUAUACUGUUGAAUUUAAUAUUCAAUAUUAGAAAGAAAGAAAGAAAGAAAGAAAGAAAGAAAGAAAGAAAGAAAGAAAGAAAGAAAGAAAGAAAGAAAGAAAGAAAGAGAAAGAAGCACUCAGUUUUUAAAGAGGUUUGGAGAAAAUAUGUUUGAAUUAAAGGUCAUUGGUAGAACUUAUGUUUUAUCAAUUAGUGAUAAUACUGCAGCAAAGGCAGACAUGUUAAUGAAUGGUGAUUAUUAGUAUCUCUGAUUUUUUUCUUUCAUAAAUGCAAAAGAUAUGUUGACUCUGACUCUCACGGUAUAGUCCAUUUUCUUCAUAAUCAUUUACAUUAUGAUGAUAUUUUGGAAAUACAUUUCAGCAGAGUUUUCCAAUAUGGACAUAUUUAUUUUAAACACUGAGGUGGUGCCUUGAAAAUACUGAAAAGUGUAAAAAAAAUAACAAAGCAACAAG
Molecule: messenger RNA, 4603 nt
Organism: Erpetoichthys calabaricus (reedfish)
Lineage: Eukaryota; Metazoa; Chordata; Cladistia; Polypteriformes; Polypteridae
Product: nucleolar protein 4-like
Exons: 11
Coding region: 1552-3513 (653 amino acids)
Source: RefSeq, a predicted model, not a curated record